AUCCUAACACGGUGAUUUGCAGGAACAUCCAAUACACAAAUUACAACAAAAAUAGAAUACAGAUAAUAAAAAGGGUUCCGGCUCUCUUGCACUCCAUUGAUGGAUCUCUAGCGUUUCUUUUCGAGGAGAAUUCAAGGCUGGAUCUUUGUUUCAUGGUCUAUUUGUCAAUUCCUUGAUCCAUUCUCGGGACCAUUUCUCAUUUCUCAUGGAGGAGGUUCCAGGGAUGGAGGAGGCCAAAAAGAAUGGGAGUCACAUGACAUCAGCUGCAGCUUUUGUGGAAGGGGGAAUACAAGAUGCUUGUGAUGAUGCUUGCAGCAUUUGUCUUGAGACUUUCUGUGAAAGUGAUCCUUCAACGGUGACCAAUUGCAAACACGAGUUUCAUCUUCAGUGCAUCCUUGAAUGGUGCCAGAGAAGCUCUCAAUGUCCUAUGUGUUGGCAAUCCGUUAGCCUGAAGGAUCCCACGAGUCAAGAGUUGCUUGAGGCUGUGGAACAGGAGAGGAGCCUUAGAUUUACUCCACCAAGAAAUGCUACGAUAUUUCAUCAUCCCACACUUGGGGAUUUUGAAUUACAGCAUUUGCCAGUGGGUGCAAAUGAUGCUGAACUUGAAGAACGGAUUUUACAGCACUUUGCUGCUGCUGCAAUGGGAAGGGCUCAGCACAUUGCCAGGAGGGAUGGCCAGAGGAGUCGAUCAUCUGCCAAUGGCCAUCCGCACUUUUUGGUAUUUUCAACUAGUCCUAAUGCACCUCCUGCUGGUCCUCUCUCUGCCUCUUUGGGUCAGGUGGAAGGCGAAGCUGAACCGGCCAUGAUCACUGUUGCCAGUCCAUCUGUUCAACUGACAUCUGGUAGUGAUGGCCCAUCACAGCUGACACCACAGUUUCCUUCUGUUCAAGCUGAUCAAAUUUCUGCUUCAGCAUCUGGAUCUAGGGUCAUAUUGGCAAAUCAACAAGGAAAUUCUAGUAGUAAUCGAAGCUCUGCUAAUCAAUCAUUGCUCCAAAAUCAAGAUAGAGCUGGACCGUCAGAAUUCCAGUCAUUUUCAGAUUCUCUAAAAUCUCGAUUUAAUGCAGUCUCAAUGAGAUACAAAGAGUCAAUUUCAAAGAGUACGAGAGGGUGGAAGGAGAAGCUCUUUUCUCGUAGCACAUCCGUGGCUGAUAUUGGUUCUGAAGUUCGGAAGGAAGUGAAUGCUGGAAUUGCUAGUGUAUCUCGCAUGGUGGAGCGCCUUGAAAUGAGAGAAACUAGUGCAGCUGGCUGUGCUACCGUGUUGGAUCACCGCGCUGAUUCAGCUGCUGAGCAGAACAACCGGAAUAAUGCAGAGACUCAUGGUGAAAACUCUCUAAAUGAUCGCGAUAAACCAGCUUGUCCUGCUAGCUCGGUUUCAAAUUGAGCUGUUGAGAAUUGUUUCAGCAUGUCCUUCUAUCCUCAGCAUUUCAUCUUUGAAGGAAUUGGAGCAUUGUCACCUGUCUCAGAGGGAAGGCUUUACCAUGGUUGUUGGCUAGCUUUCGCCUCUCUCCAGAUAUGACAUGCUGAGGACAAGAUGCUUUGUAUUUUGGUUGAGCGUUAUAAUGUGCGAGUGCCUUAAGAGAUUGUGCUCUGAAUCCAAAUAAGUGCGAGGGGAAAGUCCGAAAGAGGGGGCUUCCCUCAUGACAGGCUUACAGAUGUGCAUGUAAAUUUGUAUAUGAUACAGAUUUGGUGCCGCAUAUAUCCCGAAUAUAUCGAACCAUGUUCUUGAUGACUAAACGAUUUGUGUGUUGAUUGCAAGUAUGCCAAGGGAAAAAAAGUUGCUUAAA
Molecule: messenger RNA, 1784 nt
Organism: Malania oleifera
Lineage: Eukaryota; Viridiplantae; Streptophyta; Magnoliopsida; Santalales; Ximeniaceae
Product: E3 ubiquitin-protein ligase RHF2A-like
Exons: 11
Coding region: 206-1381 (391 amino acids)
Molecular function (GO): ubiquitin-protein transferase activity
Source: RefSeq, a predicted model, not a curated record